Nerophis lumbriciformis (worm pipefish) is the source of this 3071-nucleotide messenger RNA. RefSeq names its product germ cell-specific gene 1-like protein. The record is from RefSeq and is a predicted model, not a curated record. Gene Ontology annotation, cellular component: plasma membrane. Lineage: Eukaryota; Metazoa; Chordata; Actinopteri; Syngnathiformes; Syngnathidae.
UUGUGGCAUCAAUUUGCUGACUCGGCGAGAAGUCUCCGUCGUUGCUGUGGGGCCAGCUGGGUGGUAGAGUGCAGCGGGCGCAUCGCUGAUCAUGAGACAAACGACCGAGAAUCAAUAGUCUGCAGCGACGCAGGGGGGGUCCUGAGUCAAGAUGGAGAGGUUCAAAUGUUCUUUUUGACUUGAAGGCUCCAAAGAUGAGCAGCAAGCGGGAGCAUUGCAUCACUGGAUGACAUUUUACACUUCUGCUUACCUCAACUACUUUGAGUCCAACAUGAGCGGCGGGCGGGGCCGUCUUGGUCAGGACAUGGAGGACAUCAGUGUUUGAAGCAAACAGGUGAAGAAGAGUGGGGAACACGUUACUUUGUAGUUUAUUAAAGCUGGCAGCUCAUCACCGCCCCGCCGGAAGCUUCCGUCCCCGCGUCCGCCCUGGAAAGCCAUGUUGGAUCACCUGUCGCGACGUUCCCGCUCCCUGCUCUCUCUGACCCUGACCUCUCUUGCCCUGGCGCUGUCCAUCCUGGCGCUGUGCACCUCCUACUGGUGUGAGGGCACACACAAGGUGGUCAAGCCCCUCUGCCUGUCGCCCGUCAAGAUGAAAAACUGCGGGCAGAACAACAGCGAGCCUUACACCACAGAGAGCCCGACCCAGAACCCUUUCAACCGCACCUUGUCCCCGGCCAGACGUGACGAGCUGGCCAAGAUCCGCCAGAGGCAGAUGGCCAACGCCGUGCACUACAUCUGGGAGACGGGCGAGGACAAGUUUGCCUUCAGGUACUUCCACACCGGCUUUUGGGAGAGCUGUGAGAAGCACAGUGAUGGGGAGAAAUGCAGGAGUUUUAUCGAGUUAACUCCAGGAGAGACGCAGGGUGUUCUCUGGCUGUCCGUCAUCUCAGAGUUCACGUACAUCGGCCUGCUGGCCAUGGGCUUCCUGCUCAUGUGGCUGGAAGUUCUGUGUGCUCACAAAGAAAUGCACUCGCUCAAAAUCAGUGCCUACGCUGCCAUGUGCACCGUGCUCUCAGGUCUGCUGGGCAUGGUGGCCCACAUGAUGUACACCACGGUGUUCCAGAUGACCGUCAUCGUUGGCCCCAAAGACUGGAGACCUCAGUCCUGGGACUACGGCUGGUCUUUUGCACUGGCCUGGCUGUCCUUCAGCUGCUGCAUGGGCGCCGCCGUGGUGACGCUCAACUCCUACACCAAGACCGUCAUCGAGCUGCGCCGCAAGCAGAGGCUGCGCCUGGAGGAGGCACGAGCCGCCACGCGCGCCCCCUGCUACGAGGAGGCGGUCUCAGGGCGGGACGGAGGCUUCUACUCCGUCAGCGGCCUGCUGCAUUGUCCCGACGGCGUGGUGGACGUGGCGUGGGCGCCCGACGGCGGCAUUGUGGGCGGGGCCAACGGCGACGUGCCCACGCUUGUUUUAGUCGGCGGUUGCGGGCCUGAAGGAUGCGAGGACUGCGAGAGAGAGAUGGACCGAAUGGACCAGGUGGUGGUGGACAAGAUGGACUCUCCUUGCUGACAAGUACAGUAGAUGGACUUAUUCCACUUAAUACCACUGUCAUGCAGGACUUAUUCCACUUAAUACCACUGUCAUGCAGGACUUAUUCCACUUAAUAUCACUGUCAUGCAGGACUUAUUCCACUUAAUAUCACUGUCAUGCAGGACUUAUUCCACUUAAUAUCACUGUCAUGCAGGACUUAUUCCACUCAAUAUCACUGUCAUGCAGGAGUUGUUCCACUUAAUAUCACUGUCAUGCAGGACUUAUUCCACUUAAUAUCACUCUCAUGCAGGACUUAUUCUACUUAAUAUCACUGUCAUGCAGGACUUAUUCUACUUAAUAUCACUGUCAUGCAGGACUUAAUGCACUUAAUAUCACUGUCAUGCAGCAAUUAUUCCACUUUAUAUCACUGUCAUGCAGGACUUAUUCCACUCAAUAUCACUGUCAUGCAGGACCUAUUCCAUUUAAUAUCACUGUCAUGCAGGACCUAUUCCAAUUAAUAUCACUCUCAUGCAGGACUUAUUCCACUUAAUAUCACUGUCAUGCAGGAAUUAUUCCACUUAAUAUCACUGUCAUGCAGGACUUAUUCCACUUAAUAUCACUCUCAUGCAGGACUUAUUCCACUUAAUAUCACUGUCAUGCAGGACUUAUUCCACUUAAUAUCACUGCCAUGCAGUAAUUAUUCCACUUAAUACCACUGUCAUGCAGAUAUCAUUACACUUAAUAUAAAUGUCAUGCAGGAAUUAUUCCACUUAAUAUCACUGUCAUGCAGGAAUGAUUCCACUUAAUAUCACUGUCAUGCAGGACUUUUUCCAUUUAAUAUCACUGUCAUGCAGAUAUUAUUCCACUUAAUAUCACUGUCAUGUAGAUAUUAUUCCACUUAAUAUCACUCUCAUGCAGGACUUAUUCUACUUAAUAUCACUGUCAUGCAGGAAUUAUUCCACUUAAUAUCACUGUCAUGCAGGACUUUUUCCACUUAAUAUCACUGUCAUGCAGGACUUAUUCCACUUAAUAUCACUGUCAUGCAGAUAUUAUUACACUUAAUACAACUGUCAUGCAGGAAUUAUUCCACUUAAUAUCACUGUCAUACAGGACUUAUUCCACUUAAUAUCACUGUCAUGCAGGAAUUAUUCCACUUAAUACCACUGUCAUGCAGGACUUAGUCCACUUAAUAUCACUGUCAUGCAGGACUUAUUCCACUUAAUAUCACUGUCAUGCAGGACUUAUUCCACUUAAUAUCACUGUCAUGCAGGAAUUAUUCCACUUAAUAUCACUGUCAUGCAGGACUUAUUCCACUUAAUAUCACUGUCAUGCAGGAAUUAUUCCACUUAAUAUCACUAUCAUGCAGGACAUUGUUCCACUUAAUAUUACUGUCAUGCAGGACUUAUUCCAUUUAAUAUCACUGUCAUGCAGGACUUAUUCCACUUAAUAUCACUGUCAUGCAGGACUUAUUCCACUUAAUAUCACUGUCAUGCAGGACUUAUUCCACUUAAUAUCACUGUCAUGCAGGAAUUAUUACUUCUCAGUGCCUCAUGUGUAAAUGUUAGAUCCACCUGCUAUAAUACAAUCACAACAGUAAUAC